UCCAAACUUUGUUCAUACAUCUUCUCCUUCCUCGCUCCUUCCCUUCUCUCCGCCAUGAAGCAACGUACUACGAGGAUAAUCUCCGUUAAAUGGAUCUUAUUUAUCUGCAUCUUCUUCUUCGCCCUUGGAGCUCUCUUCAGCCAAAGGAUCUGGAAUGUAACUACAUCCAACGAUCCGCUCGUCUCAAAACAUCGACGUGAACAGGAGGAGACAAUGUCGGACGAUUGUGACAAUAAGAAAAAGCCUGCUGGUGAAAAUGAUGUAAUGGGUCAAGUUUUGAAAACCCACGAAGCAAUUGAAUCUCUGGACAAGACAGUUGCAAUGCUUCAGAUGAAGUUAGCUGCCUCGCGUAGAAAUCAGGAAAUGAAGAACUCGGAUGACGCCGGUGCCUACUCGACCUUGGCUCUAGCUCAUAAUGGCUCGCAGAGGGCGAAAGUGUUCAUGGUCAUUGGGAUCAACACUGCCUUUAGUAGUAGGAAGCGGCGUGAUUCCAUCAGAGAAACAUGGAUGCCACAAGGGCACAAACUUGUUAAGUUGGAGCGUGAGAAGGGGAUUGUUAUCCGAUUUAUGAUCGGCCAUAGUGCAACAUCCAACAGCAUUUUAGAUAGAGCUAUUGAUUCAGAGGAUGCUGAGCAUAAGGACUUCCUUCGACUGGAGCAUGUUGAAGGAUAUCAUGAAUUAUCUGCAAAAACGAAAACUUACUUUUCUACUGCGGUCACAAAAUGGGAUGCAGAAUUCUACAUCAAGGUGGACGAUGAUGUCCAUGUUAAUCUUGGUAAGCUAGCUGCAACUCUCGGCCGUCACCGUUACAAGCCCGGGGUCUAUAUAGGGUGUAUGAAAUCAGGACCAGUUCUUUCUAAAAAGUUUGUCAAGUACCAUGAACCGGAGUACUGGAAAUUUGGAGAAGUCGGGAACAAAUACUUCCGACAUGCAACGGGUCAGAUAUAUGCAAUUUCCAAGGAUCUCGCAGACUACAUUGCCAUAAAUCAGCCUAUAUUGCACAAGUAUGCCAACGAAGAUGUGUCCCUCGGUUCAUGGUUUAUCGGCCUCGAGGUCGAGCACAUAAAUGAUAGGAGCAUGUGCUGCAGGACUCCAUCAACUCACAUGUUCUUGAAGAAAGAUUGUGAGCGGAAGGCACAAGAAGGUAAUACAUGUGUUGCAUCAUUCGAUUGGAGCUGCAGCGGAAUCUGCAAAUCGUUGGAGAGGAUGCAACUGGUUCAUCAAAAGUGCGGCGAAGGGGAUGCUGUGGUUUGGAGUGCGUUAAUUUAAACCGAUAUAAAGGUUUUAUUUGGGGGAAAAACAAGAUUGAAACAUCCAUGGGUGGAGGGGAAAACAGGUGUACGAGACAACAGCAAUUUGCAAAUAGAUUUUCUCCACUGUUUGCUUAGAAAAAUGGAAAGCGAUCGAGGCAUUGUUCAGUAGUUAGAAUGUAUUUUUAUGCAUAUUUUUUUCUAAUAGAAAUGUAUUACCACAUGUAUACACUUCAAUUCAAUUGAUGAAUUAUAAUAAAAUCAAACAAAAAUAUUUGGUU
This is a messenger RNA of Hibiscus syriacus, 1531 nucleotides long. RefSeq names its product beta-1,3-galactosyltransferase 7-like. Lineage: Eukaryota; Viridiplantae; Streptophyta; Magnoliopsida; Malvales; Malvaceae. The record is from RefSeq and is a predicted model, not a curated record. Bases 55 to 1269 code for a protein of 404 amino acids. Gene Ontology annotation, molecular function: beta-1,3-galactosyltransferase activity. Gene Ontology annotation, cellular component: Golgi membrane. The transcript has 11 exons.